Molecule: messenger RNA, 1406 nt
Organism: Malus domestica (apple)
Lineage: Eukaryota; Viridiplantae; Streptophyta; Magnoliopsida; Rosales; Rosaceae
Product: AP-3 complex subunit mu-like
Biological process (GO): intracellular protein transport; endocytosis
Cellular component (GO): clathrin adaptor complex; cytoplasmic vesicle
Source: RefSeq, a predicted model, not a curated record
GGUCAAAACUUUCGCGCCUUAAGGCGCCAAAUGCCCAUUUGUGAGUUGGGUUUGGGCUUUUGAGUUGGGUCAAGUUUUGGGUUUUGGGCUUUUUUGUGCUCUGCAAAAACUCCAAAAUCUGAACGCUGAGAAGAUGAAGAAUACGAAGAAGAAAAGCUUCGAACUUUCGAUUUUGCUUUUGUGUAUUUGAAAUUUAUUUACACAGAGAGAGAGAUGUUGCAGUGCAUAUUUCUUCUAUCGGAUUCUGGUGAGGUGAUGCUGAAGAAACAGCUUACUGGGCAGCGUGUGGACCGUUCGAUAUGCACAUGGUUCUGGGAGCAUACAAUUUCUCAAGGUGAUUCUCCCAAGCUGCAACCGGUAAUUGCUUCGCCAACGCACUAUCUUUUCCAAGUUCUUCGCGAGGGGAUAACAUUUUUAGCUUGUACCCAAGUUGAAAUGCCGCCUUUGAUGGGCAUCGAGUUUCUGUGCAGGGUAGCUGAUGUCCUGACGGAUUAUCUUGGCAGCUUGAAUGAAGACUUGAUUAAAGAUAACUUUGUCAUUGUAUAUGAGGGAUGGGGUCCUGGUGAAAUGUGAGAUAUAUGGUGAAGUUCAAGUAAACUCCCAACUCUCUGGUGUCCCUGAUUUGACUAUUUCAUUUGCAAACCCUGCUAUUCUUGAUGAUGUAAGAUUUCAUCCAUGUGUUCGAUUUCGCCCAUGGGAAGCCCAUCAAGUUCUGUCGUUUGUGCCCCCUGACAGAAAGUUUAAGUUGAUGAGUUACAGGGUUAGAAAGUUGAAGAGCUCUCCAAUCUAUGUAAAGCCCCAGCUAACCUCAGAUGCCGGGACAUGUCGUGUUAGUGUGUUGGUUGGAAUACGAAAUGAUCCUGGAAAGACGAUUGAUUCAAUAACUGUACAAUUUCAACUUCCUCCCUGCGUUUUAUCAGCUCAUCUGAAUUCAAAUUAUGGAACCGUGAACAUUCUUGCUAACAAGACAUGUUCAUGGACGAUAGGGAAGAUUCCUAAGGACAAAGCCCCUGCAAUGUCAGGGACAUUAGUGCUUGAAACAGGAUUAGAGCGCCUUCAUGUUUUUCCGACAUUUCAAGUGGGUUUUAGGAUCAUGGGUGUUGCUCUCUCUGGCUUGCAAAUAGAUAAACUGAAUUUGAAGAAUCUACCAAAACCACCUUAUAAGGGUUUUCGAGCUCUCACUCGAGCAGGGGAAUUUGAAGUCAGGUCAUAAUGCACCGAUAUGAAUCCCUAUUUGUGAAAAUUGCUCCGAAUGCGAUUAAUCGUGUGCUGCAGUUUGUAAUUUGUAAAUUUGUUUUUGUAACAUAGCAUCUCGGUCUUGAGAGUGCCUUCGAUUUAGCUGAAAUGAAUUUGUAACGGUUUUUCUGUUACUGAAGAAAUGAAAAUUAGAGUGUUUUACAGAACUA